AUGACAAAAUACCAGGGCAUGACGUCCACUUGGAAUCCCGUUUUUACCGAGGUGGAGGAGUCAGAGCACUGUCAGAGCCCGUCCCCCGAUCCACCGGCCCCCGGCCCGCCCACCCACAGAUCCCGAUUGCGUGAUCUCACAGGAUCUCACCCUGUGGGGGCCAAGUGGACAGCCGCCUCUUCGGUGCAUUCUUUACAGUACGCGCCCCUCGUUUCGUGCCUGUCGCCCCGUGGGCUCCCGUGGUAUGUAGCUGUCACUUUGAAACCUGGCGACACAGCUGAGAGACUCCCGAAAGGAGGGCGUUUCGACCAGCCCGAUCCUGAGCGUGUUCCGACAUUCUCCCGCGCUCAGCGCCAGCUGGCACCGUCCCUCAGUGCAUACUGCCAAUACUUUUAUUUUAUGCAUCCGCGCGCGCUAAGCACCCGCGCACGAUCCGCCGCCAUCCGCCAGCGAUCCGCGCCGCCGCUGCCUGCCGCUGCGCGUACGCGACCCGAUCGAGCACAUUUCACGAGUAUUUCACGCCCCUUCCGGCGCUUGCAGCCCUCCACGGCGCGAUCCGACACGGCCUCGGUCCCCUCGCCCUCGCGUCCCCUCUCCCUCGCAGAGCGUCUCUCCCACCUUCUCAACGUCGCUCAACGUCGCUCGUCUCGCGCCGAGCCCAAGGCGCGCUCGAACCUGCGGCAGUGCUCACGUCGCGUCUGGACCCUGGCACCAGACCCUGGUCCACAGAGGCCCACCAGGAGAGGAUCAGUGAUCAUACCGGGAUCGGGAUCGGAUCGGGAUCGAAUGCGCGCAGCGACAGCCUCGACAGCCUGGGCCCACUCCAGCCCCCUCCAGCUCCUCUCCAACCCGCUUACUGCAGCUGACUGCAGCUUACUGCCUACUCCCGGAGGCUCCUGGCAGCUCCUGGCCUCCCCUCCGCGCCACACAGCGACUGUCUUCUGCGUAGAGUCAGCCUCGCCGCAGCACGCCGUAGCGACGCGCGAUUUGACUGAUGGCCUCUGA
Heterobasidion irregulare TC 32-1 is the source of this 1005-nucleotide messenger RNA. RefSeq lists its product as uncharacterized. The record is from RefSeq and is a predicted model, not a curated record. The coding region runs from base 1 to 1005 and encodes 334 amino acids. Lineage: Eukaryota; Fungi; Basidiomycota; Agaricomycetes; Russulales; Bondarzewiaceae. The transcript is spliced from 2 exons.